This is a messenger RNA of Protobothrops mucrosquamatus (brown spotted pit viper), 1333 nucleotides long. RefSeq names its product capping actin protein, gelsolin like (gene CAPG). Bases 188 to 1237 code for a protein of 349 amino acids. Gene Ontology annotation, molecular function: actin filament binding; phosphatidylinositol-4,5-bisphosphate binding. The record is from RefSeq and is a predicted model, not a curated record. Gene Ontology annotation, cellular component: actin cytoskeleton; cytoplasm. Gene Ontology annotation, biological process: barbed-end actin filament capping; actin filament severing; actin polymerization or depolymerization. The transcript has 10 exons. NCBI's taxonomy places the organism in Eukaryota, Metazoa, Chordata, Lepidosauria, Squamata, Viperidae.
CUGCCUGCCAUUUCCCUCUGCCCUCCCCUUUGCCUGCAGCCACAAAGAAGUUAGGUACCGAACAGCUUGACUAGAGAGUGUCAAGAAAAGUCCCCACCCCAGGAAAUCUAAUCUAAUUUCACAUUUCAGUGGUGGAAAGCCUUGUUUACACAGGGAACUGGUGAGCGACGGCCUUGAUCUUGGAGUCAUGUAUACAGCAAUCCCCAAAAGCGGCUCUGUCUUUGACACUUCGGCGAAAGAACCAGGACUGCACAUCUGGCGUGUGGAGAAAAUGAAGCCAGUUGCUGUUCCAGAUGAGAUGAAAGGCAUAUUCUAUUCUGGCGAUUCGUACCUUGUCCUUUAUAAUGGACCGGAUGGGCAUUCCAACCUGCAUAUUUGGAUUGGUCAAAACUCCUCCAGAGAUGAGCAGGGAGCCUGUGCUUUGCUCUCCACCCACCUCAACUCCAUCCCAAAAGAGAAACCAAUUCAGUAUCGGGAAGCGCAAGGCAAUGAAUCAGAUGUCUUCAUGGAGUACUUUCCCCAUGGCAUCAAAUACCAGGAAGGUGGUGUGGAGUCAGCCUUUACCAGAACCCAGGCCAACCAUGAGCAAAGCCCCAGGCAUCAACUCUAUCAAGUGAAAGGAAAAAAGAAUAUCCGGGCUGUGGAAAGAGAGCUGAGCUGGACCAGUUUUAAUACGGGUGAUUGCUUCAUCCUGGACCUGGGAGAGAAAAUCUUUACCUGGUAUGGAGAAAAGUCAAACAUUCUGGAGCGCAACAAAGCUCGAGAUUUUGCAACAGCAAUCCGAGACGCUGAGAGAAAGGGCAAAGCCAGAGUGGAGAUAGUUGUGGACGGGGAAGAACCAGCUGAGAUGACAGCGGUACUGGGUCCGAAGCCGGUUCUGAAAGAAGGCACUGCUGAGGAAGAUAUUGUGGCUGAUCAGAAGAAUGCUAUUGCAGCAGUAUUGUAUAAGGUCUCUGACAUGACGGGGAAAAUGAGUCUGACUAAAGUCUCCGAAUCCAGUCCAUUCCACCAGGACCAGCUCAUUACAGAUGACUGUUUCAUCCUGGACAACUGGCAGUAUGGAAAGAUCUUUGUUUGGAAAGGCCUCAAAGCAAAUGAACAAGAACAACAAGCGGCUCUGAGAGUAGCAGAAAAUUUCAUCUCACAAAUGAAAUAUCCUCAGAACACUCAGGUACAGAUCCUGCCCCAAGGCCGUGAAAGUCUGCUCUUCAAACAAUUCUUUACAAACUGGAAGUGAAAGCUGGAGUCUCCACCUUAUGCUGGCAAUACUCUGUGACUGUGCCUUUCUGCCCCAUCAACAAUUCAAGCCUUAUUAAAUUGGAGCCACUGUGUC